AUGAGAUUCCAUCCCUUUCAAACCACUACGCCCCACAUCGCGUACGCCGUGUUGGGCGGCUUCGUUGUCAUAUUCGGAAUGUUGUCACUUUUUAUACGUGAAAAGCUAUACAUGGGCGAAGCGUUGUUGGCCUUCCUGUUCGGCAUCAUUAUUGGUCCUUAUGGUGCAAAUAUCUUCAAUCCCCGCGGCUGGGGCGGAGGGAACCCUGAUACCGUCAAUACUAUCGUUCUUGAAUUUACCCGUGUGGUAUUAGCCAUCGGAGUAUUUGCGAUAGGAGUAGAACUCCCGAAACAAUACAUGAAGAGGCACUGGAAGAGUUUGUUCUUUCUUCUGUGUCCUGUAAUGACGUGGGGCUGGUUCGUAUCAGCGGGGCUGAUAUACGCGCUGAUUCCUGGACUCAACUUUCUUUCGUCGUUGGCAGUUGCGGCAUGUCUCACUCCAACAGACCCUAUCCUUGCGGCUGCGGUUAUUGGCGGCAAGUAUGCAGACAAACAUGUCCCUGCUCAUCUGCGUCACUUACUCGCCGCAGAGAGCGGUUGCAAUGAUGGCGCCGCCUUCCCUUUUCUAUUCAUCGCACUCUAUCUCACUUUGGACUCGACGACUGGUAGGGCCAUCGAAGACUGGUUUUUAGUUCUCUGGCUAUAUCAGGUCAUGUUGGGUGUUGUACUCGGCGCUCUUAUUGGGUUCGGCUUCCGCCACCUCAUGAAGUUUUGCGAACGCAAGGACCUUAUUGACAGGCAGUCUUACGUUGCGCAGUACGUCUCGCUUGCGAUACUCACUAUCGGAGUUUGUACACUGCUUGGAUCAGACGACUUGCUUGCUGCCUUCUCAUGCGGCACCGCAUUCGCAUGGGAUGGGUUCUUCAACAAACAGACGGAGGAGGCUGUCUUUUCGUCCGUCAUUGACCUCCUCUUCAACAUUGCUGCUUUUGUGUUUGUCGGAGCAUGGAUGCCUUUCCAUCAGUUCUCGGACCCUGAGCUCACGCUCACACCGUGGCGGUUGAUCGUGAUCGCGAUCUUGGUGCUUCUGCUGCGAAGGCUGCCUAUCAUGGUCGCCUUAUACAGGUGGAUCCCGGAUGUGAAGACGUUCCGCGAGGCUGUUUUUAGCGGGCAUUUCGGUCCUAUAGGUGUUGGUGCCGUCUUCAUCUCCACACUCGCAGCCCAGCAAUUGCCAAAGCCUGCAUCGCCACCUGAAGGCCAGGCGCAGUUGCUCGCCGCAUCAAUCCAGCCCAUUGUCGCAUUCAUGGUGUUGUGCUCCGUUACGAUACACGGGCUGUCCAUUCCCUUCUUCUCUCUUGGGCGACGCGUCCACUCCGUGUCGCGCACGUGGUCGCGACACGACACUUUCGGCACGUUCAGCAUCAGCCGAUCAGGGCCCUUGCUGCCAGAAUGGACGACACAGACGCGGCGGAUUGUCCCAGGCGAGGAUGUGGUGAUCAACCGCGACAGUGACACGGAGCGCGGGAUCUUGCGCUCGCCCGAGAAGGAGAACGUCACGCCUGAUAGCUCUGUGAACCAGGAGGGCGAAGGGAGCCGCCCGCCCCAGGGGGAGAAACACGUCCACAUGGAGAAGAAGCAAGAGUCGGGAACCCGGGAGUACCCGCCAGAUGGCACGGAGACUGUUGCAGAGUGGAAGGAGGGGCCGCAUAACAUUGUAGAAAGGCGCACUGGUCCUGGCUCGGAGGUGGAAGUGGAGGUGCAGAGAGAUGCCUUCGGUCCACGUGAAUCUGCGUCUGAUACGCUCCGCGAUGCGGGAGAUGCGGCGCAGUCUACUAUCCAGAACGCCAGACAACGGAUUAGGCGCGUACCCAAUGACCUCGAGCAUUUGUUCGAGAGAGCGGAGGAGGGGCUGCAGGAGGAGACACACGAGAUGGAACGGACAGUGGCCACAGCAGAAAACCGCCUCGGUAUGGAAGGCGCCCACGAGGAGGAAGACGAGGGGUGGAUGUCCGACACGAGUGACAGGCGACCGGAAGUUUCGACGUCAACCGAGGGCAAGGAAAAGAGUCGUUCGAGGUCACCGAAGAAGCCAGGCAAACUGCCAUCUCUUAGGCCGACAUUAACCACGACGCGCAGGAGGUCGUCGAUCCGUCGGGGCGUGCUCGCCAUCCGUACGUCAAGACGACUUAGCGGAUCCGACGCAGCAUCUCGGCCACCCGAAGAUUCGGACGGUGAACCGAGCCCUGAGACGGCGGGGGAGCACCACAGCAGGCCUGAGGUGCGCCCCGGCAGCGCGUCGCGGCCGUCGAGCUUGCGGCAUGCACGCGUCGACUCUCUGCGUUCGUCCGAGUCGCCUCGCUCCCGCGAACACUCUCCAACACGUUCCGUUCGCUUUGCCAUAUCCCCUACCCCGAGUGGGUACAAUUCACCCCGGAUAACGUCGCCAUCGUCCCCUGUAACGCCUCUGCCUGGCAGCGAGGCACCGUCCGAAGAUGAGCGUGAGGUAGUCGACUCACCUCGCGCCCAGGUCCGGUUCAACUUACCAACCGCUGGUGAGGCGUCGUGA
Molecule: messenger RNA, 2505 nt
Organism: Sparassis crispa
Lineage: Eukaryota; Fungi; Basidiomycota; Agaricomycetes; Polyporales; Sparassidaceae
Product: Probable Na(+)/H(+) antiporter
Exons: 9
Coding region: 1-2505 (834 amino acids)
Biological process (GO): proton export across plasma membrane; intracellular potassium ion homeostasis; regulation of membrane potential
Cellular component (GO): plasma membrane
Molecular function (GO): sodium:proton antiporter activity
Source: RefSeq, a predicted model, not a curated record